This is a messenger RNA of Quercus robur (English oak), 1198 nucleotides long. RefSeq names its product cationic peroxidase 1-like. Gene Ontology annotation, biological process: response to oxidative stress; hydrogen peroxide catabolic process. Bases 37 to 1011 code for a protein of 324 amino acids. NCBI's taxonomy places the organism in Eukaryota, Viridiplantae, Streptophyta, Magnoliopsida, Fagales, Fagaceae. The record is from RefSeq and is a predicted model, not a curated record. Gene Ontology annotation, molecular function: heme binding; peroxidase activity. The transcript has 4 exons.
CUUCUUCUUCUUGUUUCUCUAUCUUCAAUAAUCAUUAUGGCUCACUAUUAUUCUAGCUCAGCAAUUCUAGCUGCCAUUAGAUUCUACCUCUUAUUUUCACUUUUUGUGGGAAUGGUCUCAGCUCAAUUCUUGUCCCCCUUUUUCUAUGAAAGAACAUGCCCUAAUGCCCUUACCACCAUUAAAUCAGCUGUAGACUCUGCAGUGUCAAGUGAGCGACGCAUGGGAGCAUCCUUGCUCCGUCUUCACUUUCAUGACUGCUUUGUUCAAGGAUGUGAUGCAUCGGUCCUCUUGGAUGACUCAGCAAAUUUCAUAGGAGAGAAAACAGCUUUUCCAAAUAAUAAUUCACUAAGGGGAUUUGACUUGAUAGACACCAUCAAAUCUCAAUUGGAGAAUAUGUGCCCUGGUGUUGUAUCGUGUGCUGACAUUAUAACGGUUGCUGCUAGAGACUCUGUUGUUGCUCUGGGUGGACCUAGUUGGCCGCUCCUAUUGGGCAGAAGAGACUCUACUACUGCAAGUUUAAGUGCUGCUAAUUCCGACCUUCCUUCUCCAGCAUUGAAUCUUAGUGGCCUUAUUAGUGCCUUCUCAAACAAGGGUUUUACUGCCCAAGAAAUGGUGGCCCUAUCAGGAUCUCACACAAUAGGCCAAGCAAGGUGCACAAUUUUUCGAGACAGGAUUUACAAUGAAACCAAUAUAGAUUCCUCAUAUGCAACUUCAUUGAAAUCAAACUGUCCAAGCGCCGGUGGUGACGACAAUCUUGCCCCUCUAGAUGUCACAAGUCCAACAUCCUUUGACAAUGCUUACUUCAAGAAUUUGUUGAGAAAAAAGGGUCUCUUGCACUCAGAUCAACAACUCUUUAAUGGAGGUUCCACAGAUUUCCAAGUUGGUGCAUAUAGCUCUGACUUGGGAAGCUUUCAAAUAGACUUUGCAAACGCAAUGGUGAAGAUGGGGAAACUUAGCCCACUCACAGGCACAAGUGGCCAAAUCAGGAAAAAUUGCAGGAAAGCCAACUAAUUUAAGGCACUAAUUAAUCUACCAUUUGUGUGCCUUUUGAGAAUAAAGUGUUCCUUCUCGUUGCUAUUGUUGUUUGGUGAUUUGGUAGAUAAUAUUAAGAACAAUAAAUCUUGUGAUUCAAAAGAUUUCACAAUUUUCUUUUUUUGGUGCAUAAUAAAAAGUGAUAGUGUGAUAUUAUUGAAGUCUA